AUGGCGAUGCUACGAGCCACCAGAGCAGCCAUUAAAGCAUGUGCUUCCUCUUCUUCUUCGGGUUACUUCGCACGUCACUUUCAUGCAUCUUCUGGUGAUACACAAAAAAUUGUUGGAGUUUUCUACAAGGCCAACGAAUACGCUUCCAAGAACCCUAACUUCCUUGGCUGCGUCGAGAACGCCUUAGGAAUCCGCGACUGGCUAGAAUCAAAAGCACAUGAGUACAUCGUAACCGAUGACAAAGAAGGCCCUCAUUGCGAACUUGAGAAACAUAUCCCGGAUCUUGACGUCCUAAUAUCAACUCCAUUCCACCCGGCAUAUGUGACUGCUGAAAGAAUCAAGAAAGCCAAGAACCUGAAACUUCUCCUCACGGCUGGUAUUGGCUCGGAUCACAUCGACUUGCAUGCAGCUGCAGCCGCUGGUCUGACGGUUACGUGGUCUCAGUAG
Arabis nemorensis is the source of this 447-nucleotide messenger RNA. Lineage: Eukaryota; Viridiplantae; Streptophyta; Magnoliopsida; Brassicales; Brassicaceae. The record is from the annotation of a GenBank genome assembly.